AUGCGCAGUCCCGUCAUCGCCUUCUCGAUCCUCGCCGCUGCAGUCAGCCCCACUCUCGUGUCCGCGGGUUUCAAUGGCAACGCGGUCACUCACCCUCGCGUCACCGAAGUCGAAACCAAGGGGUCCAGCAACCCUCUCCAGGUUUUCAAGCGCCAGCUCAACGCAGAGCAGCUAAACAGGCUGCAGCGCGGCCCGAAUUCGUUCAAUGACCCAGGCAACCCUAUCAAUGCAUUGUUGGACCCCUUGAAAGACCUCCCCGGCACCCCCGUGGGUGACACCAACCAGAAAAACAACGCUGGCGCAAGCUCUAAUGAUGCAACUACCACGAUUGCCGAUGACCCAUUGCAGGACUCCGAUAUGUCCACAUCCAAAUUGUCGAAGGACGUCGGCAACACCGCCGCAACAACUGGUGGAGGCGCACCUGUGGAGCCUGUAGCACCGGCGACGCCUUAUGCGGGUGGGAAGAUGGCCGAGAAUGACGCAGAGCGUUCGGCCGAUGGGGAGGGCCUUCAGCACCACUCUUACAGCAAGGCCGACCUCACAAAGGGGGUUUGA
This is a messenger RNA of Postia placenta MAD-698-R-SB12, 555 nucleotides long. RefSeq lists its product as hypothetical. The transcript is spliced from 2 exons. Bases 1 to 555 code for a protein of 184 amino acids. Lineage: Eukaryota; Fungi; Basidiomycota; Agaricomycetes; Polyporales; Adustoporiaceae. The record is from RefSeq and is a predicted model, not a curated record.